Staurois parvus is the source of this 987-nucleotide messenger RNA. The record is from the annotation of a GenBank genome assembly. Lineage: Eukaryota; Metazoa; Chordata; Amphibia; Anura; Ranidae.
ACCCUGCAUUCACUAUAUCCGCUCUCCCCGGACCCUGCAUUCACUAUAUCUGGUCUCCCCGGACCCCGCAUUCACUAUAUCCGCUCUCCCCGGACCCCGCAUUCACUAUAUCCGCUCUCCCCGGACCCCGCAUUCACUAUAUCUUCUCUCCCGGACCCCGCAUUCACUAUAUCUGGCUCUCCCCGGACCCUGCAUUCACUAUAUCUGGUCUCCCCGGACCCUGCAUUCACUAUAUCUGGUCUCCCCCGGACCCUGCAUUCACUAUAUCCGCUCUCCCCCGGACCCCGCAUUCACUAUAUCCGCUCUCCCCGGACCCUGCAUUCACUACAUCUAGUCUCCCCAGACCCUGCAUUCACUAUAUCUGGCCUCCCUGGACCCUGCAUUCACUAUAUCUGGUCUCCCCGGGACCCUGCAUUCACUAUAUCUAGUCACCCCAGACCCUGCAUUCACUAUAUGUCCGCUCUCCCCGGGCCCUGCAUUCACUAUAUCCGCUCUCCCCGAACCCUGCAUUCACUAUAUCUGGUCUUCCCGGACCCUGCAUUCACUAUAUCCGCUCUCCCUGGGCCCUGCAUUCACCAUAUCUGGUCUCCCACAGUACACAAAACACGGAAAUGCAAUUAUUUUCGUAAAUAUAAACUGCUAAAUACCUUUACUCAUCAGCAGCAUACAGCAGCCUUGUGACUUCUAUCAGUGUCCAGCAGAGCACUGGUUAAAGCUAGUAGGAGGAGUUUUUUCAUUCUCCUAUGACUGCCCUAUGAGGCUGCAUGACCCCUGACCCUCUGGAUAGCGCUGAUUGGCCCUGUGCUGUUCACAUGCACUCUCCCAAGAAAAAAAAAAAACACUCUAGCACAUACACACUAAGCUGAGCAUGUACAGAGUGACUCCAAAGGCUCUGUUCUAUCAGCAAAUAGAUUGGGGACAGUAGAAGAAAAGAAGGAUCGAAGAAGACAAGAUCAAACAGCCUCUUUAGAUAAUGCAGAGGAUUAA